Molecule: messenger RNA, 3492 nt
Organism: Folsomia candida
Lineage: Eukaryota; Metazoa; Arthropoda; Collembola; Entomobryomorpha; Isotomidae
Product: neprilysin-2
Exons: 13
Coding region: 434-3055 (873 amino acids)
Biological process (GO): protein processing
Cellular component (GO): plasma membrane
Molecular function (GO): metalloendopeptidase activity
Source: RefSeq, a predicted model, not a curated record
AACGCUGGCAUCUUAUUAUACGUAUUUCGCAUUAGUGUGAUGACGAACUCGCGUAAACUGGUCUUAAAAAAGCCAAGUAUAUUGACUCUCCUUGACUUGCUGGGAUAUUUUGUGGCGUAGGUAAGGACUUUCAGGAGAUGAUGAUGACGGGACUACGGAUGAGAGUACCGACCGACCUCCGGUGUAUAAAAGGCCCAAACCACUCCAGAGAAAUAGACGCAUUUUUAACCUCAAGAUAAAUCCACCAAAAGAGUUGUCUGACAAGUUUAGUAAAACGCAGUUUAAGAAUAUAUUUACUUAUGAAGCACGUGCUACAGAUACGCACUUUGUGAAUUAAAUAUUUUUGAUACAGAUUUUUAACUUAGAUUUAGUAAUACAAAAUUAAAAUUUAUUUUUUAAAUAUUUAAACAAUAGAAAAUUUUAAAUUUUAAAAAUGAAGAGACAUAGAAAUCUUUAUGAUUUAAGUAUACACUUUACCUUCAUAGUAAUUUUUAUUAUAUUAACAAACCAAGUUUCCGGAAAUCCAUUUCCUCCACCUCAACAGCAACCAAUGCACUCCAGUUCCUGGUUCUUCUCAGGACCACAACUGUUCCAGAAAAAUAUUCCACAACACCAGAUGCCCGGAUUCAGAAGUGUUGGAAACAGCGGAAGCUGUCACCAGAUGAACAUUCCUUGCUCUGGACACACUGAAGAUUCUUGCCUACGAUAUUGCCAUCAGGUAGGAUUUCCAUACGGUUCGUGUCAAGGGACCUGUUGUCUUUGCUCACAUUCGGCGUUGUUAGAUCCACCAAAGGAGCAAAGAAACUCGUCACCACCACUCUUGCCCAAAGAGCAAGUCUCACUUGGGGACGAUUUGCAUACAGCAGAAUCUAGAAAUCCAAUUCAACAUCAGAUCCAUCCAAAUCGGAUUGAAAGUUAUUGGAAAAACAAGAAUAAUGUUGCCAAAGCAAAUGCCAACAAUAAAAACAUCCCACAAAAGAACGUUACACAAUUUCAACCCCCCUCGUCCGUAUGCAGGACAGAAGUAUGCUCGAAAGCAGCCAAACGCCUCCAAUUCAACAUGAACCUAAAGGCGGACCCCUGUACCAAUUUUUACGAGUAUGCUUGUGGUGGUUUCGUGCAAAGAACGCAAAUCCCACCCGACGAGACGGAAGUCACACCGUUCACAAGUCUAAGGAACAAAGUUUCCCUACAACUAAGAACUUUGUUUGAAGAAAAAAUACACCCAAAUGAACCAAAACCGUUUAAAUUGGCCAAAACCUUUUACAAUUCUUGCAUGAAUACAGACUUACUCAAUGUCCUUGGGACCUCUCCCAUGCAAAAGGUCCUUCAUAAAUUCGGAGCUUGGCCAGUUUUGGACCCUUCGCCCAAAUUCUUCUCAAAGGAUCUCUUCACGUGGUCUAAUUAUGCAGUGUGGUUGCGAGAGUUGGGAUUUUCCCAUGACAUUUUUAUCAAGAUUUCUGUAGACCCGGACAUUAAAAAUGUUAAGCGAAGAAUUAUAACGGUAGGGGAACCAACUCUUGGUAUUUCCCGUGAAGUUUUAAUCUCUGGCCUGGCCGACCCCUCCGUCGCCGCUUAUUACAACUACAUGAUUGACACCGCUCUACUUUUCGGAGCCACUUCUAGACCUCUCGUGGAGCAGAAAAUGCUACAAGUUCUCAAUUUUGAAAUUGCUCUUGCUAAAAGAUUCCAUCGACCGGAAGGGACUCGCGCAUCGGCGUACUAUGUGCCCACCACAAUUGCAGAAAUGGAGGCAAAACACCCUUCCACGCCGUGGCUAGAAUUGUUCCAGAGAAUUGUUCCCGUUAAGAUUAACUCGAAUGAAGUUGUCAUCAUAUCAGCUCCUCAUUAUUUAGAUGCAUUCUUUGCCCUGAUUGACUCAGUAGAGACAGAAACUCUUGCCAACUAUGCUGUUUGGAGGCUGGUCUCUUCCUCCAUGGCGUAUUUAAAUACCCCUGCUCGUCAACUCCAACUCAAAUUCUCCGCAGUCACUACGGGUCAAAAACAAAGCCUCCCACGCUGGAAAGAAUGUACAGAUAUCGUGGCGUCGAGCAUGGGCAACGCCGUGGGAGCAAUGUAUAUUCGACGAUAUUUUCCACCCAGUGCAAAAUCCGAGGCAGAUGAAAUGGUUCGAAACAUUCACACUGCUUUCCUUCACAUUUUAGACGAGGUCACGUGGAUGGACGCUGCCACGAAAUCUAAAGCGAAGGAGAAGGCGUUAGGGAUGAGUGUGCACGUUGGCUAUCCGAACGAGCAUUUGAGAGAUGAUACAAUUACUGCGCUUUAUGAAAGGUACGAUUUCAAGGAAGAUGAUUUCUUCGGAAAUGUCCAAAAUUUGGUGGUGGCCGCAAAUAAUUUGGCAUUUGGAAAGUUGAAAGAACCAAUCGGAAAGAAUGACUGGGUGAUUCAUGGAAAAAAUUCUGCAGUGAACGCAUUUUAUCUUCCGUUAGACAACGCCAUUCAAUUUCCUGCUGGAAUUUUGCAAAACCCAUUUUUCGACAGUAGACGCCCUCGAUACAUGAAUUAUGGAGCGGUCGGCUGGAUAGCUGGACAUGAAGUAUCACAUGGAUUUGACGACCAGGGUCAUCAAUUUGAUAAGGAUGGAAAUUACGCCAACUGGUGGGACCCUUUCACCAAAUCAACCUACAUCACUAAGACAAAGUGCAUUAUCAAUCAGUAUGGAAGAUUUAGUCCGGCUGGAUCUGGUUUGAAGCUCAAUGGUAUAAAUUCACAAGGCGAGAAUAUUGCUGACAAUGGGGGAAUAAAACAAGCUUAUCGGGGAUAUCAGUCAUGGGUUAGAAAAAACGAACUGGAAUCGACCAUUCCUGGUUUUGAAGGCUUCACGCCCAACCAACUCUUCUGGAUCUCUGCGGCGAGCAAUUGGUGCAGUGUUCACAGACCUGAGAGGUUACGAAACCACAUUUUAACCGGGGUACACUCGCCCGGAGAGUUUCGGGUCAAAGGAACAUUUGCAAAUAAUAAAGAUUUUGCGAGAGACUGGAACUGUAAGGCUGGAUCUGAUAUGAAUCCGGUCGACAAGUGUGAAGUAUGGUGAUUCUUAAUUCUUAGUCUGAAAACCUAUACACUUAAAUAUUAUUAAAGGAAUACUUUUAAUAGAUUUACUAGAGAUAUAUACAUACUCUACUGAAUAUAUGUUUUUUUAUACAUUAUUAUUAUUUAUAUUUGUAAGCCAGAUAUGGAGUAAAAUUAUAAUUUAUUAACUUUCAAGUAUUAUAGCAAACAGGAUUUAUGUUAAUCACAUUUGAAUACGUAUGUAUGACGUAAGUACGUAAGUUUGUAUAGUAUAAAAUACAUUAAAUAAAAUUUAAUAUUCGAAUUAAUAGGUUCUAAUACCAGAAUUUUUCUCAGUUUUUAUACAUGUCUUUGUACUAUAUUACAAAUCUUUAGUUUGCAGUUCAUAUAGAUAGAAACAUGUACAUAUACACAAUCUGAUGAGUACAUAAAGAUUAAUAAAUUUAAAAUUUAAUUCUA